UUUGUCACGUCUCCGUUAAUUCACCCUUGAAUUUUUUUUUUUUAUCGUAAGCCUCCUUCACCUCCACUGCCAACAAUCGAGCUGCCACCACCAGUUGCCCGCGAAGCUAGAAGAAACCCCAAUCCUCAAAACCCUCCAAAAUGAGUCUACUAAGAAACGCAGUCAGAUCGAGCUUCCCUGUCAGAGCUUUUAACCUAAAUCAUGCCGUCGCAUUCUGUCACCGCCAAUCGCCGAAACUUUUUUCCACCGAAGCCGAGCGACCACCAGCUUCAGAGGACUCUUCAAUCGAUCCAUUUCUUCAAACUACCGCCACAGGUAUGGUAUAUGGGAAGUUGUUUGGCAUCACAAGGCAGACUUUGAGGACUGACGUUAUCAAUUUGCUUGAGGGGUGCAAUUUGACACUUGAUGACAUUAAAGUCAACUACAACCGCGACUUUUUGCCUGUUGGAAUGAUGAUACAAUUCCCUUCUCGUCUAGCAUUUGAUAAUGCAUUCAAGGUGAUUGCAAAAAAAGGACGCUUAUACAGAUUGGAGAAUGCUGACCGUUCUCAAUGGGAUUUUCUAAUGCCUCAUGAUGGAAAAACUCUUUUACUUGAAGGAAUCCCUCGAAAUGCACAACUAGAAGAUGUAGAACGCUUCCUGUCUGGUUGUGAAUAUGAUCCAUCCUCCAUCCAGCUGACUGUUAGGCAAGGACUCCCAGAUCCCAUUAGAAUUGCACGGUUACGGUGCAGUACGAGGACUGAGGCUAUGAAUGCAUUCAUUACAAAGAACCGAGGCUUCUGUCUCAAUAAUCAAAUCACAGUGCGUGUUCUCCAUUAAUGCUUCUGUAGCCCCUUGGGUAUUUUGUUUAGGACUUUUUGGGGUACGACUUUUGAUAUGAACGGGACUAGAUUUAAUCUGUCUUGAUAUAACAUGAGAUUUGGGUAUCUCAAAUUUGCUGAGAACAUUUUAGAGCUUUAUUUUUCCAUAAGGCAAGAACAAUUUUUUAUAGUUUAAUUGUUAGAAAAGGCUUAAAACAGCUAUUCAGUUGCGUUGCUUGUAUAAUAUUAGAACACAAAAUUGUGGGGUGUUAUUUUA
Molecule: messenger RNA, 1076 nt
Organism: Hevea brasiliensis (rubber tree)
Lineage: Eukaryota; Viridiplantae; Streptophyta; Magnoliopsida; Malpighiales; Euphorbiaceae
Exons: 6
Coding region: 141-818 (225 amino acids)
Source: RefSeq, a predicted model, not a curated record